AGAAAGAGCAGGCUGGGGAAGAUGAGCUGCUGCAGGUACCCCGUGGACGUGAAGGCUGUAGGCUUGAUGCAGUGUGGGAAGCAGAAGAGCUACAUGAUGGUUGUGUCCUGGUCAGAUCAGAACAACAUUCUCAUCUACAGGACAUUUGAAGACUUUAAGAAGUUCCAUAAGCAGCUGAAGAGAAGAUUCCCCAUUGAGAGCAGCUCAGUCAGGAAAAUCCCCAAGUUUAAAGAUGCAAAUGUGAAGCACAGAAAGAGUGGGAAGCCAAACAGGUGCCUGGAGGUACUGAAAGUGCUGGAAACUUAUUCCCAGAAGCUGCUGAAAACAGACACUCAGAUCUCUCAGGGUGAAGAGGUGAUUCACUUCUUCAAGGCACAGACUCAAGACCUAGAUCCCUCCUUUCCUGAAGACAGCCUUGUGAUCAUGCCUUCAGAAAUGGGAGGAGGAAAGAAAGACCAGACCUGGCAGCAGCUCCCUCCCAUCACACCCCCCCAGGCAACCCAGAGCUACAGGUGCAUUGAAACCUUCGAAACCAAAGACACAAAGAACAAAACUUUCCAGGUCACCCAGAAGGAAAUCGUUGAAGUGUUAAUGAAGGACAUGACUGGGUGGUGGCUUGUGGAAAAUGCAGACAAGCAGAUUGCCUGGUUCCCAGCCUCCUACUUGGAAGAGAUUGAUGUCCACAGGGACAUCCAGAAUGCCUUGACCUCCAAGGAGGAGGGCAGCCUGUACUACGUGGUACGAGCCUACGAGUCGCAGAAGGCAGAUGAGCUCUCGCUCGGCUGCGGCGUGGUGGUGGAGGUGCUCAGGAGGUCUGACAAUGGCUGGUGGCUCAUCAGAUACAAUGGCUGCACUGGCUACAUGCCCUGCAUGUGCCUUAAGCCCUACAAGAAUCCUCACCACAAGCUCCAGACCGUCAUUAACUGUGGCCUCAAUGUCUCCACCCCAAACCUCUGCUCCUCCCCGGUGGCUCCCCAGCCCCAGGGUGAGGCUGCAGGACACCACAGGGUCCAGGUUUGCUCUUCCCUUGACCAAACUGAAGAGGAUGUGAGCUCUCAAAGGGGCAGGUCAAAGUCUCUGCCCAGAGCCAGCUCCACCCCAGAGCUGGAGCUGGACAGCUUGUCCCUCAGCUCUGGGAGCAGCGAGCAGGACAACCGCCUCAGCUGGAAGCCCAGCUUGUCAAGAUCUCUGCCUGAAGUGGAGCAGGCCAGGAGCUCUCCCCUGGGCCACAUCUCAGCUGUGCACAGCAGCAAGUCCCCACGCCUCACCCACAGGGACAGGAACGAUUCUGGCUUUGUGGAGUCGUCUGCAGCUGACCUGAGCUCUCCCCUCGCUGCCCCUGACUUGGCCACUUGCGUGCCCAAGGUGCCUGCGCGCCCCUCAGCCCACGAGAUCCUCCAGAAGUGCAGCACUGUCACCAAGCGUGCCCUGCAGCAGUCCUCCUCCCCCCGGCCAGCCCUCCAGGCUCUGCUCCCUCUUCCCACCGUGCACUAGUGCCCCUCAGGUGGGCACGGGCCCAGCCCUGAGGCUCCACCGUGAUGGAGAGCCGAGCACCCUCCUCAGCAAUGCCCUGCAGGAGCCACGGGCAGCAGCAUUGGGGAGCGUCAGGGCUUGGGGAUGUCGCUUCUCAAGGCCAUGGUUACAUCCUGGUGGCACAAGGUGCAGGUGCUGGGGAACACCACUCGGUGCUGCAGCUCCACCUGGAGGUCUGGGAGGCAGGAGGGGUCUCACUGGAAUUAGUGGUUUAACUUAUGGGGGGGGGGGACACUACUCAGAGGUCACUUCAGGUGCAGCAAAUUCUCCCUCGGGCAGGUUUUUAUUCGCUCUGCAGUGUAGGAUGUGAACAUUUCAAGGUCAUAGAAUCAUAGAAUGGUUUGGGUUGGAAGGGACCUCCAAAGUCCAUCCAGUCCAACUCCCUCUGCAGUCAGCAGGGACAUCCUCCACUAGAUCAGGUUGCCCAGAGCCAUGUCCAGCCUCAUCUUCAAUAGCUCCAGGGAUGGUGCCCCAACCACCUCCCUGGCCAAUCUGUUCCAGUGGUCCACUGCUCUCCUGGUAAAGAACUGGUUCCUUGUGCUUGUCCUCAUGCUGCUCCCCACAUCCUGGACAGAGGGGCAGAAGCACCCCCAAAUCCAGAGCUACAGUGGGGGAUGGGGAAGGAUGGGGCUGGACAGGGCCCACUCUAGUGCAAUGUGUCCUCUUCACAUGGCAGAGGGGUUGGAACUAGAUGAUCAAGAUGCCUUCCAACUCCACCUAUUCUAGGAUCCCAUGCCAAGGUCAUGUAUCUGAACCCCUUAUUUCAUAGAUUUUUGUAAACUCUUUAAUUUUGUAGCAUUUCUUAGGGAGGGAGAUGGUGAAGCUUCUGUUUUAAAGUUAGAUCCAGUUGAUGUUAGGCCAGAUGAUGUUUUUGAUGACCACAUCUGCUGGGAGAACCAAGGAACUAAGGCUAGAAGCUCUCAGCUCUGACCAUUCCCUACCAGGAUGUCAGUGUAGGUACAGAAACAAGAGCAGCUGUAGCACAAGCUCUCAGCUCUGACCAUUCCCUACCAGCAUGUCAGUGUAGGUACAGAAACAAGAGCAGCUGUAGCACAAGCUCUCAGCUCUGACCAUUCCCUACCAGGAUGCCAGUGUAGGUACAGAAACAAGAGCAGCUGUAGCACAAGCUCUCAGCUCUGACCAUUCCCUACCAGGAUGCCAGUGUAGGUACAGAAACAAGAGCAGCUGUAGCACAAGCUCUCAGCUCUGACCAUUCCCUACCAGCAUGUCAGUGUAGGUACAGAAACAAGAGCAGUUGUAGCACAAGCUCUGAGCUCUGACCAUUCCCUACCAGCAUGUCAGUGUAGGUACAGAAACAAGAGCAGUUGUAGCACAAGCUCUGAGCUCUGACCAUUCCCUACCAGCAUGUCAGUGUAGGUACAGAAACAAGAGCAGUUGUAGCACAGCUCAUAAUUAUGGGGGCAAAAAGGGGCAGAGCUCCUUUUCAGUAGCAAAACAGCUCCCUGGAAGGAGGUCUGAUAAAGCUCACAGCAACCCUUACCCUCAACUCAGUUGCAGAAUUGAGUUAGGAGAAGUACUUCUGGGAAAACUUUUCUCUGGCUUGCUCACUUGUGUUGUUCUCCCAGAUCUGUGAAGGUUAUUUGUUGUUCCUUUGGUUUUUUGCACCAAGUUGGAGGUGCUGAUGUUGUUCUGAAUUUUAUAUACACUUAGGUCUUUUAAAAUAAAAAUCCACUGAAAUAUCUCCAAGACUGGAAUCUGCAGUUCAAAAACCUCCUAACUAGAGAAUUGGAAUUGUCUUCAUCUCCCUCCCUGGUGUUACCAUUUGUGGUAGGCACAGGUGAAACCAACCUGGCUUGGCUCAAGUUAUGUUUUGCUCAAGAAAGGGCAAUACUGGGGCACGGUUCAAUGGCCUUAGUGGUGUUGGGUUGAUGGUUAGACUUGAUGAGCUGAAGGGAUCUUUUCCACUCAAAACAAUUCUGUAUUCAGCAACCAGGCCCUGGCUGGGCUUUGGGAUGUGAUAGGACCUUGUCA
Pogoniulus pusillus (Red-fronted tinkerbird) is the source of this 3525-nucleotide messenger RNA. RefSeq names its product NADPH oxidase organizer 1 (gene NOXO1). Gene Ontology annotation, molecular function: superoxide-generating NADPH oxidase activator activity; phosphatidylinositol binding; protein binding. The transcript has 8 exons. The record is from RefSeq and is a predicted model, not a curated record. Lineage: Eukaryota; Metazoa; Chordata; Aves; Piciformes; Lybiidae. The coding region runs from base 22 to 1494 and encodes 490 amino acids. Gene Ontology annotation, biological process: superoxide anion generation. Gene Ontology annotation, cellular component: cytoplasm.